This is a messenger RNA of Drosophila arizonae, 1575 nucleotides long. RefSeq names its product ubiquinone biosynthesis protein COQ2, mitochondrial (gene Coq2). Gene Ontology annotation, cellular component: mitochondrial inner membrane. Gene Ontology annotation, biological process: ubiquinone biosynthetic process. The record is from RefSeq and is a predicted model, not a curated record. Gene Ontology annotation, molecular function: 4-hydroxybenzoate polyprenyltransferase activity. Lineage: Eukaryota; Metazoa; Arthropoda; Insecta; Diptera; Drosophilidae.
AAUAGAGAUAGAAAUUCUUGCCAUUUGUUACAUGCGAAGUGGUGCCGCAGUAGAUAGAAUCUGACUGCGUUCCCCAAUGUGUACAGUAUUCCAAUAAGAAAGUCACUAAACACAGCAGUAAUAUGUUUGCGUUACGACACUUGCGACUACAAGGCAGGGCUAAAAUACAUUUGCCAUAUGCUGCGACGGCAACAACUGCAAAAGCAACAACUACAAAACACAUGCCAGCUGUGCCGGCGCGUGUCUAUGUGGGUCUACAUACAUACAGCAGCGAGUAUCGCAUGCCAAGACUGUUGAUGCUGCAGGAACAUAUGACAAGUUGGAGGCUUCACCAAAGAACCACGACAACGCUGUCGGAAUCUUCGAACCAGGAGAGGAAGACGCCGCAUAAAGCAACACUGUUACAGGAACUGGCCGACGCCGCUAAGCCCUACGCACAGCUGAUGCGUAUAGACCGACCCAUCGGGACAUAUCUGCUCUUCUGGCCGUGCGGCUGGAGCAUAGCUCUGAGUGCUGACGCCGGCUGCUGGCCAGACUUUUCGAUGCUGGGACUCUUUGCAUUGGGCGCAUUGAUUAUGCGCGGCGCGGGCUGCACCAUCAACGACAUGUGGGACAAAGAUAUCGACGCAAAGGUGGAAAGAACGCGCACUCGCCCUCUGGCCUCUGGAAAGAUUACGCAGUUCGAUGCGAUUGUAUUUCUCUCAGCGCAGCUUAGCCUGGGUCUGCUUGUGCUGGUGCAGCUGAACUGGCAGUCCAUCCUGCUCGGCGCCAGUUCGCUGGGUUUGGUGAUUACGUACCCGCUGAUGAAGCGCGUCACCUACUGGCCCCAGCUGGUGCUCGGCAUGUGUUUCAACUGGGGCGCCCUGCUUGGCUGGUGUGCCACUCAGGGAAGCGUUAAUCUGGAAGCCUGCCUGCCACUCUAUCUAUCCGGUGUGUGCUGGACUAUAGUCUACGACACCAUCUAUGCCCACCAAGACAAGCUGGACGACUUGCAGAUAGGCGUCAAGUCGACGGCGCUUCGCUUUGGAGAGAACACAAAAGUCUGGCUCUCCUGCUUUACAGCAGCUAUGCUGGCGGGGCUCACCUCUGCCGGCUAUGCCUGUGACCAGACUCUGCCCUAUUAUACCGCAGUGGGCGUCGUCGGAGCGCACUUGGUGCAGCAGAUCUACUCCCUCAACAUAGACAAUCCCAGUGACUGCGCCAAGAAGUUUCUCUCCAACCAGCAGGUGGGCCUAAUUCUUUUCCUGGGUAUCGUGCUGGGCACUUUGCUGAAGUCGGACGACAGCAAGAAACAUAGUAAAGCAGCGCUACCACCUGUGACAGCUCCAUCAUAUGUACCUUUGCCCCAAUCAAAGCCGGACGUAAUUAGCUGAACGGUUGUGUGGCUGUGGUGUUAAUUUAAUUUUCAUCCUUCAUUUGCGGGUUCGCUCUAGACCAAAGUCUGUACAUAGCUAAAUAGUUUAAUUAUUUUACGGUUAUAUUUUGUAGAAGUUUUAAUGGUAUUUAAUGCAAUUUGUUGACAUUAUUCAGAAAAUCGCCUCGGGGAAACGUCUAAAAUCAUGUGUUACUCAUUCG